AUGCUAUAUCUGGAUAAAUUUGAAGAGCUCAGAGAAGCUGAGCUCUUCAAUAGUUAUGGUGGAGCUUAUGAAUACACUCAGAAGCUUGAUCGCUUCAACCCUCAGAACAAGGAAACCUUUGUUCAGAAGUAUUUUGAUGUGGACAAAUAUUGGGAUCCAGAGAUUGGACCUCUCUUUUUGUACAUUUGUGGAGAAUCAAUCUGUGAAGAACCAGCUGAUAACAGAUUUGUAGUAAAUCUUGCCAAGAAAUCUAACGUAAGAGUGCUUGCACUUGAGCAUAUAUAUUAUGGAUAUAGUCAGCCCAAACCAGAUUGGUCAACAGAGACAUUUGAAGAAGGAAGAGCUGAAGAAAUCUUCCAAAAGCUUGGAUUUGGGUUUGAGUAUUCCACUUCAAUUGAGUUAAUAGAAUAUCUAGCUAACUAUCUAGCUUGGGCUAUCCAAUAUGGCUCAAGAACAUCUCUCUGUGAUCAAAUUUCGAAUGCUGGAGAGAAUCUUGGCAAUUAUAUAAACUUCAUUUUAUAUACUCCAAUGCAAUAUGGCUUGAAAAUCACAGAUUUCUUUAAAGAAAAUAGUGCGAGAAUUUCCCUGGAUACAUACUCCUACAUAAGACAAUGGAUGCAUCAGAUUUGCUCAACCCUUGGAUAUUUUCAGACCUACUAGAGAUGUAAGUGCAUUCCUUUCCAGAUCUAAUAUCCUAAUUUAUAUUCCAGCCAUGAGAAGUGAGCAAAUCUAUCUUGAUUUCUAGAGAGGUGAGUGCUCAAAACAGUUUGGCACUGAUAUCUUCUCCGAUACAGACCACUGGAAUAACCUCUAUGGAGGUGUAGACCUAGACUCUUCUAAGAUUGAGUUUGCCAACUGUGGGGAAGAUCCAUGGCAACACUCUAAUAUUACAAAGAUAGAUAAUCCUACUUAUCAUACCUUUUAAAUUGACUGUGAUGAUUGUGCUCAUUGUUUCGAUUUAUAUGGAGACAAACCUACAAAUGCUCCAGAAUUAACUGAAGCUAGAGCAAAAAUUGCAGAUAUCCUUGAGAAAUGGAUUCAGGAAGAACUAAAUAUUAAUUAAAGCAUGAGGAGAGAUAUCCAACCAAAUCUUUAGCUGAUCUCUAGAAUUACCUUUCUAUCCCCUUAAAGCUACUCCUUAUCACUUCUCUCCAAUAUUAUACCUC
Molecule: messenger RNA, 1166 nt
Organism: Moneuplotes crassus
Lineage: Eukaryota; Ciliophora; Spirotrichea; Euplotida; Euplotidae
Source: the annotation of a GenBank genome assembly